AUGGCUGCCAGUCAAUCAGCCACAGUUGAGCAGCUCAGCGGCUUCGAGAAGCAGUACUCGUUACAGACUGCAGAGGUGAGUUCAUUUCACGAAAUUCCACGUGGCCUUCCCUCAUUUUUUGUGUAUUGCAUACUAUUCAGGCAGAAAUAUAAAUUUGUGCCCCUUUUCGCAAAAGUUAACGUAGAAAUAAACCUUUUUGUUUGUAAUUGAACAAAUACUGUUAGUUUUUUGUAGAUAACUUCAAAAAUUGGCCGCGUUCACACGCUUCCUGCUUCUGAGCGUGCAUCCGCGGUGCAGGACAUUCGAAAGAGUCUGGAAGAGGUCACCGAUCUUCUGGAUCAGAUGGAACUCGUUGUCCGAGAGUUAGAAUCGAAUACGUGUGUUCCAGCUUUUUAGAAACACAACUUUUUCUUUGAACAUUUAGAACUGAGCGCACAAAGUACGAACUCCGUGUUCGCAGCUAUCAAAGCGACAAGAAACAACUAGACACCGAAUUGGAUAAGGCCAUCAAGAGAGUUCGAGAAGAGGCGGAUCGGGAUGAACUUCUGGCGUUCGACGAUCAGCUCGAUGGGCACCGACAAGAAGAUCAGCUGAUCGCUAGCACACAGCGUCUCGAGAGAAGCACACGAAAGAUCCAAGACGCACACCGCAUCGUCGUAGAAACAGAGCAGGUAUCAGAAACUUGUUUCAGAACAGGUUGUACACUCUCAAUUUUUCAGAUUGGCACUGAGAUGCUCUCCAACUUGGCCAGCCAACGUGAGACCAUCGGAAGAUCACGUGAUCGUCUUCGUCAGUCGAACGCGGAUCUCGGAAGAGCCAACAAGACAUUGGGCUCGAUGAUCCGUCGUGCCAUUCAGAAUCGUCUUCUUCUUCUCGUUGUAACUUUCCUGCUAUCCUUCAUGUUCCUCUACAUUGUAUACAAAGCCAUCUAA
Molecule: messenger RNA, 932 nt
Organism: Caenorhabditis sp. 36 PRJEB53466
Lineage: Eukaryota; Metazoa; Nematoda; Chromadorea; Rhabditida; Rhabditidae
Source: the annotation of a GenBank genome assembly